UUCUUAGUGUCUAGCUUCACAUAGGUUCAGACACCUGAGAUGGCGAACGAGAAUUGUGGAGAGAAACAAAUGCAAGAACGCAUUCGGUUGAGAGUAGUAGAGAGGGUGCGUACUUUUGUGAAUGUUCUGUCAAAAAUAACAGCACAUUGCAGAAUCGGAAAACCGACGAUUGUUUCAUGGUAACCGAAGAUCUUCAUAACCGGAUUACAAGGGUUGACAUUCAAUCCGAAACUCGUUAGUUGUCUUCAGACUCAUUUUAUGUGUCGUGAGUGAAAUAAGGAAAACAUGACGGAGCUAAGGAAGAGAGGAGCAGGGGAUCCUGACAGCGUUAGUGACAAGGAGGCAGAUGGAGAGGACAGACUGGAUCUGCCAGGUGAGGCCGGAGGAGACUGUGACGGAGAGUAUAAAGCAGACACCCCAUGCGUUCCUCCCUCCACAGCAGACAACACUCCUCAGUUCCUCAAAGAGGCCGUGGAGGGCCUCAACCCCAGAUGGAAGAACUGCUGUAUACGAGGGGUUCUAUCCAUGGCCAUGAUAUCAGGAUUCUUCAUGAUGAUCUACCUGGGACCUAUCAUGCUCAUAGUAGUGGUGAUGACCAUCCAGAUCAAGUGUUUUCAGGAGAUCAUAGAUAUCGGCUACAGAGUCUACCAUUCCUACGAGUUACCAUGGUUCAGGACACUCAGCUGGUACUUCCUGGUUUGUGUGAACUACUUCUUCUAUGGUGAGACGUUGGCGGAGUACUUUGGUGCGUUGGUGCAGAGAGAAGAGCCGCUCCAGUUCCUGGUCCGAUACCAUCGAUUUAUCUCCUUCGCCGUCUACCUGGCAGGUUUCUGCAUGUUUGUUCUGAGUUUAGUGAAGAAGCAUUACCGUCUACAGUUUUAUAUGUUUGCGUGGACCCAUGUGACCCUACUGAUAGUGGUGACUCAGUCUCACUUGGUCAUCCAGAACCUGUUUGAAGGAAUGAUCUGGUUCCUCGUCCCGGUCUCCAUAGUGAUCUGCAAUGACAUCAUGGCCUACCUGUUUGGUUUCUUCUUUGGCAGAACACCACUCAUCAAGCUGUCUCCCAAGAAGACGUGGGAGGGAUUCAUAGGAGGGUUCUUCGGAACCCUGGUCUUUGGAUUCAUACUGGCAUACCUGCUAGCUCAGUUUCAGUAUUUUGUCUGUCCCGUGGAAUACAACAGUGAGACCAACCGUUUCACUGCGGAGUGUGAACCCUCGGACAUCUUCGUAAUGCACGAGUACACAUUGCCCUUCACUCUCCAGAACAUCCUCAGAUGGAAAACAGUGAACAUCUACCCAUACCAGAUCCAUAGCGUGGCGCUCUCCACCUUCGGCUCUCUCAUUGGUCCUUUUGGAGGAUUCUUCGCCAGCGGAUUCAAGCGGGCGUUCAAGAUUAAAGACUUUGCAGACACCAUCCCUGGUCACGGGGGCAUCAUGGAUCGCUUCGACUGUCAGUAUCUGAUGGCUACCUUCACUCACGUUUACAUAGCCAGCUUCAUCAGAGGUCCCAACCCCAGCAAGGUGUUACAGCAGCUGUUGGUCCUGCAGCCAGAGCAGCAGCUCAGUAUCUUUAACGCCAUGAGAGACCGCCUGAGAGACAGUGGAAUACUGCCCCCUGCUGCCACGGAGGCCAUGUAGAACACACAUACAAGAGGGGGGAGAUUGUGUGUGUGUGUGAGAGAGAGAGGAAGAGUUUGGCUGUGUGUGUGUGUGUGUGGCCUGCACCUUCUUCCAGACACUCAUCCCUCAUCUGUCCAUCGUCUUGUUUUUUUUUCUUGUUUUUAACUAGUCAUUACUGUGAACUAAGAUGUUGCUCCCAGCAUCAAGGAGUUAUCAAUAACAGCAGCAACAACAACACGUUCAGACUGUCAUAGCUACCACUGGGACCUGCAUGAGUACCUAACUACACCAUCAAACUGCAUCAACGGACCGUUAUUCUACCAAGCUAGCUAGCAGCAGCAUCAACGGACCGUUAUUCUACCAAGCUAGCUAACAGCAGCAUCAACGGACCGUUAUUCUACCAAGCUAGCUAGCAGCAGCAUCAACGGACCGUUAUUCUACCAAGCUAGCUAGCAGCAGCAUCAACGGACCGUUAUUCUACCAAGCUAGCUAACAGCAGCAUCAACGGACCGUUAUUCUACCAAGCUAGCUAACAGCAGCAUCAACGGACCGUUAUUCUACCAAGCUAGCUAGCUAGCAGCAUCAACGGACCGUUAUUCUACCAAGCUAGCUAGCAGCAGCAUCAACGGACCGUUAUUCUACCAAGCUAGCUAGCAGCAGCAUCAACGGACCGUUAUUCUACCAAGCUAGCUAGCAGAAGCAUCAACGGACCGUUAUUCUACCAAGCUAGCUAGCAGAAGCAUCAACGGACCGUUAUUCUACCAAGCUAGCUAGCAGAAGCAUCAACGGACCGUUAUUCUACCAAGCUAGCUAGCAGAAGCAUCAACGGACCGUUAUUCUACCAAGCUAGCUAGCAGCAGCAUCAACGGACCGUUAUUCUACCAAGCUAGCUAGCAGAAGCAUCAACGGACCGUUAUUCUACCAAGCUAGCUAGCAGAAGCAUCAACGGACCGUUAUUCUACCAAGCUAGCUAGCAGAAGCAUCAACGGACCGUUAUUCUACCAAGCUAGCUAGCAGAAGCAUCAACGGACCGUUAUUCUACCAAGCUAGCUAGCAGAAGCAUCAACGGACCGUUAUUCUACCAAGCUAGCUAGCAGCAGCAUCAACGGACCGUUUUUCUACCAAGCUAGCUAGCAGCAGCAUCAACGGACCAUUAUUCUACCAAGCUAGCUAGCAGAAGCAUCAACGGACCGUUAUUCUACCAAGCUAGCUAGCAGCAGCAUCAACGGACCGUUAAUCUACCAAGCUAGCUAGCAGCAGCAUCAACGGACCGUUAUUCUACCAAGCUAGCUAGCAGAAGCAUCAACGGACCGUUAUUCUACCAAGCUAGCUAGCAGAAGCAUCAACGGACCGUUAUUCUACCAAGCUAGCUAGCAGAAGCAUCAACGGACCGUUAUUCUACCAAGCUAGCUAGCAGAAGCAUCAACGGACCGUUAUUCUACCAAGCUAGCUAGCAGCAGCAUCAACGGACCGUUAUUCUACCAAGCUAGCUAGCAGAAGCAUCAACGGACCGUUAUUCUACCAAGCUAGCUAGCAGAAGCAUCAACGGACCGUUAUUCUACCAAGCUAGCUAGCAGAAGCAUCAACGGACCGUUAUUCUACCAAGCUAGCUAGCAGAAGCAUCAACGGACCGUUAUUCUACCAAGCUAGCUAGCAGAAGCAUCAACGGACCGUUAUUCUACCAAGCUAGCUAGCAGCAGCAUCAACGGACCGUUAUUCUACCAAGCUAGCUAGCAGCAGCAUCAACGGACCGUUAUUCUACCAAGCUAGCUAGCAGAAGCAUCAACGGACCGUUAUUCUACCAAGCUAGCUAGCAGAAGCAUCAACGGACCGUUAUUCUACCAAGCUAGCUAGCAGAAGCAUCAACGGACCGUUAUUCUACCAAGCUAGCUAGCAGAAGCAUCAACGGACCGUUAUUCUACCAAGCUAGCUAGCAGAAGCAUCAACGGACCGUUAUUCUACCAAGCUAGCUAGCAGCAGCAUCAACGGACCGUUAUUCUACCAAGCUAGCUAGCAGAAGCAUCAACGGACCGUUAUUCUACCAAGCUAUCUAGCAGAAGCAUCAACGGACCGUUAUUCUACCAAGCUAUCUAGCAGAAGCAUCAACGGACCGUUAUUCUACCAAGCUAGCUAGCAGCAGCAUCAACGGACCGUUAUUCUACCAAGCUAGCUAGCAGCAGCAUCAACGGACCGUUAUUCUACCAAGCUAGCUAGCAGAAGCAUCAACGGACCGUUAUUCUACCAAGCUAGCUAGCAGAAGCAUCAACGGACCGUUAUUCUACCAAGCUAGCUAGCAGAAGCAUCAACGGACCGUUAUUCUACCAAGCUAGCUAGCAGAAGCAUCAACGGACCGUUAUUCUACCAAGCUAGCUAGCAGAAGCAUCAACGGACCGUUAUUCUACCAAGCUAGCUAGCAGCAGCAUCAACGGACCGUUAUUCUACCAAGCUAGCUAGCAGAAGCAUCAACGGACCGUUAUUCUACCAAGCUAGCUAGCAGAAGCAUCAACGGACCGUUAUUCUACCAAGCUAUCUAGCAGAAGCAUCAACGGACCGUUAUUCUACCAAGCUAGCUAGCAGAAGCAUCAACGGACCGUUAUUCUACCAAGCUAGCUAGCAGAAGCAUCAACGGACCGUUAUUCUACCAAGCUAGCUAGCAGCAGCAUCAACGGACCGUUAUUCUACCAAGCUAGCUAUCAGAAGCAUCAACGGACCGUUAUUCUACCAAGCUAUCUAGCAGAAGCAUCAACGGACCGUUAUUCUACCAAGCUAGCUAGCAGCAGCAUCAACGGACCGUUAUUCUACCAAGCUAGCUAGCAGAAGCAUCAACGGACCGUUAUUCUACCAAGCUAGCUAGCAGAAGCAUCAACGGACCGUUAUUCUACCAAGCUAGCUAGCAGAAGCAUCAACGGACCGUUAUUCUACCAAGCUAGCUAGCAGAAGCAUCAACGGACCGUUAUUCUACCAAGCUAGCUAGCAGCAGCAUCAACGGACCGUUAUUCUACCAAGCUAGCUAGCAGCAGCAUCAACGGACCGUUAUUCUACCAAGCUAGCUAGCAGAAGCAUCAACGGACCGUUAUUCUACCAAGCUAGCUAGCAGCAGCAUCAACGGACCGUUAAUCUACCAAGCUAGCUAGCAGCAGCAUCAACGGACCGUUAUUCUACCAAGCUAGCUAGCAGAAGCAUCAACGGACCGUUAUUCUACCAAGCUAGCUAGCAGAAGCAUCAACGGACCGUUAUUCUACCAAGCUAGCUAGCAGAAGCAUCAACGGACCGUUAUUCUACCAAGCUAGCUAGCAGAAGCAUCAACGGACCGUUAUUCUACCAAGCUAGCUAGCAGAAGCAUCAACGGACCGUUAUUCUACCAAGCUAGCUAGCAGCAGCAUCAACGGACCGUUAUUCUACCAAGCUAGCUAGCAGAAGCAUCAACGGACCGUUAUUCUACCAAGCUAUCUAGCAGAAGCAUCAACGGACCGUUAUUCUACCAAGCUAGCUAGCAGAAGCAUCAACGGACCGUUAUUCUACCAAGCUAGCUAGCAGAAGCAUCAACGGACCGUUAUUCUACCAAGCUAUCUAGCAGCAGCAUCAACGGACCGUUAUUCUAUCAAGCUAGCUAACAGCAGCAUCAACGGACCGUUAUUCUACCAAGCUAGCUAGCAGAAGCAUCAACGGACCGUUAUUCUACCAAGCUAGCUAGCAGCAGCAUCAACGGACCGUUAUUCUACCAAGCUAGCUAGCAGAAGCAUCAACGGACCGUUAUUCUACCAAGCUAGCUAACAGCAGCAUCAACGGACCGUUAUUCUACCAAGCUAGCUAGCAGAAGCAUCAACGGACCGUUAUUCUACCAAGCUAGCUAGCAGCAGCAAUAACGGACUGUUAUUCUACCAAGCUAGCUAGCAGAAGCAUCAACGGACCGUUAUUCUACCAAGCUAGCUAGCUAGCAGCAUCAGCUGACCGUUAUGCUACCAAGCUAGCUAGCAGAAGCAUCAACGGACCGUUAUUCUACCAAGCUAGCUAGCAGAAGCAUCAACGGACCGUUAUUCUACCAAGCUAGCUAGCAGAAGCAUCAACGGACCGUUAUUCUACCAAGCUAGCUAGCAGAAGCAUCAACGGACCGUUAUUCUACCAAGCUAGCUAGCAGCAGCAUCAACGGACCGUUAUUCUAUCAAGCUAGCUAACAGCAGCAUCAACGGACCGUUAUUCUACCAAGCUAGCUAGCAGAAGCAUCAACGGACCGUUAUUCUACCAAGCUAGCUAGCAGCAGCAUCAACGGACCGUUAUUCUACCAAGCUAGCUAGCAGAAGCAUCAACGGACCGUUAUUCUACCAAGCUAGCUAGCAGAAGCAUCAACGGACCGUUAUUCUACCAAGCUAGCUAGCAGCAGCAUCAACGGACCGUUAUUCUACCAAGCUAGCUAGCAGCAGCAAUAACGGACCGUUAUUCUACCAAGCUAGCUAGCAGCAGCAUCAACGGACCGUUAUUCUACCAAGCUAGCUAGCAGAAGCAUCAACGGACCGUUAUUCUACCAAGCUAGCUAGCAGAAGCAUCAACGGACCGUUAUUCUACCAAGCUAGCUAGCUAGCAGCAUCAGCUGACCGUUAUGCUACCAAGCUAGCUAGCAGAAGCAUCAACGGACCGUUAUUCUACCAAGCAAACUACCAGCAGCAGCCGCAACCAAAAGUUAUGCUAACAAGCUAGCUAGCUAAAGACUAAAGGCUGCGUUGCUCUGAACAGAAGGUCUUCCUAAACAUAAUGGAUCCUAACUAAGCACACAGACAGGGGGACAGUGGGUGACUGACUGACAGUUUCUCUGUGGAUCUACGGAGAAUAUUGCACUGAUUUGAGCUGACUUGAAGAGACGUGGUAAAGCUUACAAUACAAGGCUAUCAGCAUAUCCUGGGUUAGUGUCUUGGUUAAUAAAAGCCACAGCAGGGUUGUAUUCACUAGACACCAAACGGAGGAAAACGGACUGAAAACAGGGAGGGACCGACCUGAAUUUGUCCAUUGCGAAAAGCCUGUUUCGCGUUCUGUUGCGUAGUGCUCCGGUGUGAAAUACGACCCAGAGGACAAAAGUGUGUUUUUGUAUGUCGGCUGCUCCCAACAUGUUUUCAAGAUACUAAAUACACUUGACUUAGGCUUUGGCCGUUAGUAUGAUCUGUCUAUCAGAGAUAAUGGUCUUCACUAAACUUAAUAUAGAACUUAUUUUUAAAUGAUAAAAAAAAUGUAAAACAUUCAGCAUGUUUCUAAGCUCUAUCGUUCAUUACUGCUGAAAACAUUGUCUCCCCCCCCCCCCCCCCCUCUCUCUAUGAACUUGUUUUAGGUAUUGGCAAUUGACCUCACCCUUGAGAUAGAUGGAGCUUGUGUGUAAGCUUGGAUGUAAACGAACAAACACAGUAACUAUAGCAACCAGCUCACUGUUCUUAUUUCCAAUGUAUUACUGUACAUAGAAUAUAUCAUAUAUUUAGCUGAACAAAGACCUAAUAUAAAAUCUGUGACUUGUCAAAAUAUACUAUUAUGAUAGCCCUAUUACAAACAAAACAAUUACAUGGGAUGUAAAUAAUAAUUUGAUAAUAUACCUAUAUAUAUAUAUAUAUACAUUGAGUGGACAAAACAUUAAGAACACCUUCCUAAUAAUGAGUUGCACCUCCCUUCGCCCCCCUUUUGCCUUCAGAAAAGCCUCAAUUCGUCGGGGAAUGGACUCUGCAAGGUGUCAAAAGCGUUCCACAGGGAAGCUGGCCUAUGUUGACUCCAAUGCUUUCCACAUUUGUGUCAAGUUGGCUGGUGGUUCUUUGGGUGGUGGACCAUUCUUGAUACACACAGGAAACUGUUGAGUGUAAUAAAAACCCAGCAGCGUUGCAGUUCUUGACACAAACCGGUGCUCCUGGCAUCUACUACCAUACCCCGUUCAAAGGCAUCGCUCUGGAGAAGAGCGUCUGCUAAAUGACUUAAAUUUAAAUAUUUUGUCUUGCCCGUCACCCUUUGAAUGGCACACACAUACAAUCCAUGUCUCAAUUGUCUCAAGGCUUACAAAUCCUUCUUUAACCCGUCUCCUCCCCUUCAUCUACACUGAUUUGAAGUGGAUUUAACAAGUGACAUCAAUAAGGGAUCAUAGCGUUCAACUGGAUUCACCUGGUCAGUCUGGCAUGGAAAGAGCAGGUGUUCCUAAUGUUUUGCACACUCAGUGUAUAUACACAUAAGUUGAACUGGUGUCUGCUGCUGUGGGAACGUGUGGGGUAACUUAAACAUUUACUUGAGAUUGUGAGAAUUAACUGUGUAUUUCCUUCCUGUCUAGCCUGUUAACCAAUGAGUUUAGUUGCACUGUAUUUGUAAUCCAGUGUCCAUUCCAACUGUGCUGAGCCACUCCCAAACGGUUCCAAUAUUCUACUUCUUACUAGACUCAAUGUUUUUGUCAAACUGUAAAGAAGAACAAUAUUUUAGAAGUCUACUUAUUUGUUUUGAAUUGCUCUUAAAGGGGUUAGAAAUUAUUUAAUUAAAAAGGUAGUAUACAAGUGGUAACAUUUGAUGUUAGGAUUACAGUGUGAGACGAAGUACAGUAGGGGUGUGUGUGUAUAUAUAUAAUACAUAUAAAAUAUAUUAUAUUAAGAAGAAUAGUUGUAUCUUUCAGCAAUAUUUUAUCUUUAAUAUGCAAAGGGUUGAUUUGAAUCUAUGACGAUAAUAUGGAUGAGAUUUCUGUGUUGGGCUGGUAUUCAAUCAAACACACAGUACAGGAAAAACUGAACUGUGGAAAAACAUUACUACUGUGCAAAACUUGCAAAAAUACAAUUUUAAGUCAUGUGAUUCAUAGACAAUGUUUACUGGGUGAAGAAAGAAUCAGAAAAUAAAACUCACUUUGAUUUGAAUGAGUUAAUGAAAGAUUGCUGGUUUUUGGUAUUGGAAAACUAUUUCCAGAUUUUAUUUUUUGGUCUUUUUUUGUGUGUCUUUUUUUCCCCGUCUUGUCUUUGAUUGAAUCGAACCCAUCUGUUCUGAUUAACAGAGAGAGAGAGAGAUCCUUCUUGAAACGUUUACCAAAGCACGGUCCAAAUUCUAGAUCCACUGACUCCCUUAAUGAAUGAUACAGUAACUCCUAGCCUGGCUAAACCAGACUGAAAGCUGGUGAGAGCAGCGUUCCAAUCUGGGUUCACCAGGCUAAGCAACUUCCAGGGCCAAGUCCCAAACAGACGGAGCCCUCCUUUGCUCUCCCUUGGCCCUUGUUCAACCCCUCUAGCUGAUCUGAAAUGACCUAGUGUGGGCAAGAGAUGGGCUUUUGUUUCGUUUGGGAUAAUGCCUAAGGUGUUAUAGGACACUAGCCUGGUCCCAGAUGUGUUUGUACUGCCUUGCCAUCUAAUAUGAUCAUUAUCACAAGACAUUAAAAUGGUCGUAGGAGUUGCAGGAACUCCCCUUUUUUAUGAACUGUGUGUGACCUGUGUACAGUAAUGUCUGUCUGUCACGUUGUCCUGUUCUCAGUACGUAUCCGUUUGUUGGGUAUGUCCUACUGGCAAACCAAAAGGAAAUUAGCCUGGUUUCAGAUCACAUUGUGCUGUCCUAGUGCAAACUCCUAUGGCAUGUCAUUGUCACGCUGCUGUCGGAGUUCACAGGACACCAGAAAACAGAUCUGGGGCCAGACUGACAGGAACUGCAAUGUCUGCUUUGUCGAUUUGAUUCUCCAGGUUUUUAAAAAUUUUAAUUGAUUUCUUCCAGAAGUACAUUUUAUUUUGUGCUUCCUGGCUUCUCCAUAUUGAAUUAAUAACUGUGGUGAGUUCUGUGGACUUUGGGACCGAUUCUAUAAUGUAUAAUUGUCGCGUCUAAAGCCUUCCCCAUGGCGUAAUGGCUUCUCUAUUGGUUCCUCCUUGGGAUAGCUUUACAGAUGUCUCUUUGUGGAAAACUUAACUGUCCACUCGCUUAUUAAAACACAACUUGUGGAUCAUACUCUCUUACAAAUAAAACGUUUAUUCAUUUUUUUUUUCCCCAAGUAGGAGAACCCUUUUUUUUGUUGUUCCGGGUAGAACCCUUUGGUGGUGAUAAAGGUGCUAUGUAGAACCUUGUGUUAGUGAAAGGAGAAAUUGUUAUUUUCAGAUGGUUCUCCUACUUGGGGAACAAUUGAAGAACCCUUUUCUGGUAACACCUUCUUUUCUAAGAGUGUACUGCAUGUGAUUUCAAAACCACACAGUCUGACCAAAAGUAGAGCUUGUGGUCACGCUUACGAGACUUUCUAAGCUAUGGUAAGUUAUUAUCAUAACUAAGUUAAGUUAGUAACUAACUUAACUAAGUUAUGGCGUGGUUAAAUUUGAUAAUAUUGUGAUUAUCAGUUCUGAUAAUAAUAUAUGAGCCCAAUACUGUUGGCAGCACAGUAGUAUUGCAACGAACUGGACCUAAAGUGUCAGAUAUUGUCAGGUAUUAUGCAUUUGAAAAAGUUGGGGGGUCUCAUGUCUUUAAUUGUUAUAAUUUUUCUUUGUUUUUUGCGGGGGUUGCUUAUGCAGAAUUGUAUUUUUUUUUCUAUAGAUGUUUAAAAAAAUAAUAAUUACAAAAAAUGUUAAACAAAAAAAUAUAUAAUUACAAAACACAUAAAACCAUAGGGACAUGUUUUCCUGAUAAAUGAUCUGCUAUUUCAUGAACAUGAUAUUCUGUUUGUGCCCUUAAGGAAACACAAGAAUUGUUCUCGUAUUUUUUAUUUUUCUCCAGCCUCGUUGCUAAGAUAAUUUGAUUAGUGUUUUAUUAUUUAAUACGGUCAUCCACUCCGUGAACACUGGCUCAUUGCUACAAUGUUUAAGGACCAGCAUUAAUAACACAGACACAAUACUUCAACAUAAUAUCUUACACUGUCUGGUUAAUCCCUCUUAUUUGUCCCUCGACAGUCUUGGUGACCUUCAAGUAGGUACAUGGAAUAGGAGGCCAUGCACUGUAAGGCUUUGUCCCAUAGGGGGUGCUCAAACGAGCUUUCCCACAGUGCAUCUGGGAGGGUUCCUAUUGACCCGUUCACAUCGGCAACACACAUCAAUCCUCCUGUGACAAACUCAUCCUAUGUAACCUUUUUAGGGGAGUAAAAAUAAAAUAUCUGAGAAAAACCCGUUAAA
This is a messenger RNA of Salvelinus fontinalis (brook trout), 10688 nucleotides long. Its product is annotated as phosphatidate cytidylyltransferase 1-like. The coding region runs from base 286 to 1638 and encodes 450 amino acids. Gene Ontology annotation, cellular component: endoplasmic reticulum membrane. NCBI's taxonomy places the organism in Eukaryota, Metazoa, Chordata, Actinopteri, Salmoniformes, Salmonidae. The record is from RefSeq and is a predicted model, not a curated record. Gene Ontology annotation, molecular function: phosphatidate cytidylyltransferase activity. The transcript has 13 exons.